AUGGGUACUUCGAAGGCACGCCAACCGACGAAAACUGCGGUCCCGAAGAUCCAGCCCCUACCGCGCAAGACCUUCAUUAUCGACAAUGGCGCAUAUACAAUGAAAGCCGGCUACGCGCCGGAAUUCCCGCCACCGGAAGACGAAGACACGGCCCUGUCUGCUUGCAGUGUGAUACCCAAUGCUCUCGCUAAAACCCGCGCAAACAAGGUCUUUAUCGGCUCGCAACUAUCGACACAUAUCACGGAUUGGAACGAGGUGACAUUUCGCCGGCCCGUGGAGAAGGGAUACAUCGUGAACUGGGAAGCACAGAGGGAGCUCUGGGAACAUUCAUUCCUCGAUGAGAGGACUGUGGGGAGUGAGGAUCUUCGAAUCGCGAGUCCUGAAGAAACAACGCUCAUUCUCACCGAGGCGCCGAACGCACUCCCUGUUCUGCAGAAGAAUGCCGACGAAAUCGUCAUGGAAGAGUGUGGGUUCGGUGGAUACGUGCGAUCUAUCGGACCAUCACUCAACGCCUGGAAUGAGGUGUAUUCUCUCUUUGGUGAUCCGCCUCUACAAAAGCCAGAUGCCCCCAUUCUUCCCGUUGAAUGUCUCCUGGUUGUCGAUUCCGGGUACUCCCAUACAACUGUGACUCCAGUCUACAAUGGAAGGCCUAUCCAGCGCGGCAUUCGCAGGUUAGACUUGGGAGGGAAACACCUCACAAACUAUCUCAAGGAGGUUGUAUCAAUGCGUCAGUAUAAUAUGGUUGACGAAACAUUUGUGAUGAAUGAGAUCAAAGAGACUGUUUGCUACCUGAGCAGUGAUUUCUCUGGUGAUAUGGAGAAAACAUGGAAGGCCAAUCAGAGGCGUCUGCAAAUGGAGCCAGACGAGAGCAUCACUGUGGAAUAUGUCCUGCCUGACCCAAAUGCGGGCAAAAAGGGUUUUAUGCGACCGCAUGAUCCUCUCCUCAAGGCCAAAAAAAGGAAGAGCCUGCUGUCGGGUGCUACAACGGAAGCCUUGUCAGAAGAUGUCCUGAUCCUAGGCAACGAACGUUUCACAGUACCCGAGAUAUUAUUCACCCCGAGUGAUAUUGGUCUGAAACAGGCCGGCAUAGCAGACAUGGUCCUGCAGAGCCUCUCUGUACUGCCUACUGGGUUGCAUCCUUCGUUUCUGGCUAAUGUUCUGGUUGUUGGGGGCAACUGCCUGCUACCAGGCUUCAUGGAUCGGCUAGAAACGGAACUGCGCCAGAUCGCCUCAGCAGAGUGUGUUGUCAGAGUCCGACGUCCAAAAGACCCCAUUAGAUCAACCUGGCUAGGUGCUUCUCGUUUCGCGACGAAUAGAGAGGAGCUAGAACAGGUCGCGAUCACCAGGCAGGAAUACUUAGAACAUGGGUCAGGAUGGGCUUCUAGGAAGUUCUCAGGUGCAAUCAAAGCCGCGCCUUACCUGGGUCUUACUUGA
This is a messenger RNA of Penicilliopsis zonata CBS 506.65, 1434 nucleotides long. RefSeq lists its product as hypothetical. The coding region runs from base 1 to 1434 and encodes 477 amino acids. NCBI's taxonomy places the organism in Eukaryota, Fungi, Ascomycota, Eurotiomycetes, Eurotiales, Aspergillaceae. Gene Ontology annotation, cellular component: Swr1 complex. The record is from RefSeq and is a predicted model, not a curated record. The transcript is spliced from 4 exons. Gene Ontology annotation, molecular function: nucleosome binding.